Messenger RNA from Astyanax mexicanus (Mexican tetra), 6927 nucleotides. RefSeq names its product transmembrane protein 267 (gene tmem267). The coding region runs from base 137 to 844 and encodes 235 amino acids. NCBI's taxonomy places the organism in Eukaryota, Metazoa, Chordata, Actinopteri, Characiformes, Acestrorhamphidae. The transcript is spliced from 3 exons. The record is from RefSeq and is a predicted model, not a curated record.
GAAGGCUUGUCCUCCUCCUACACACACACAUACACACACACACACAGAAAUCAGGAGUGCUGGGAGCAGGCAGUUUGCGGAGGAGAGGGGAGAGCAUGUUAAGUGACUGCUGACCCCUCUGUUCUAGAAGCCAGCGAUGCGGGGCUUCCACUCCAAGCUGGAUGCGUCGUCGCUGGGCAUGGCCGUGCCGCUGAACCUGGCCGUGGAGACGGAGAAGGCCCAGGCUCUCCUCCAGACCUUCAGCACAGCCUCUUUACUGGCCAGUGCAGGCCUGGGAGUCUUCUGCUUCCUGGCCGACCACAUCCUGACCUCCCCCUUCAUCCAGCACCAUGUGUGGCUCAGGGCAGCGCUGGACAACUCUGUGCACGGUGUGAUCGGUCUGUGGUCCUGGGCCAUCGUCAUCGGGCUGAGGAAGAAGAGUGACUUCUAUGAAGUCGUCUUGGCGGGCUUCCUCGCCUCCAUCAUCGACCUGGACCACUUCUACAUGGCCGGAUCGCUGUCGCUCAAAGCUGCUCUGAGUCUGCCCCAGCGGCCGCCGCUGCACUGCUCCACGCUGAUCCCGGCGCUCUGCUUCUCUCUGCGGCUGCUGAUGUGGGCCUGCCGGCUGAAGGACUCGUGGUGCUCUCUGCCCUGGAUGCUCUUCAUCUCGCUGGCGUCCCACCACAUCCGAGACGGGGUGCGCCACGGCCUGUGGCUCUGUCCCUUCGGCAACACGGCGCCCAUCUCCUACUGGCUGUACGUCACCAUCACCGCCACACUGCCGCACUUGUGCUCUGUGCUGAUGUACCUCACUGGCACCAGGGACAUGAUCUCCACCAAACACGGCGUGGCUAUUGACGUCUGAGGGAGCGCAUUCACUUUUAACAUACGCAGGCUUGUACCAUGUGUUUGGAAUUUGAUUCUUCUUUCCUCGCACUGGAGACACUUCUGUGACAGACCUUGCGCUCCCCUUUUUUUCACCUUAUGCCUCACGUCCAUUGUGAUCAAUCGAUCAGUUUUACCCCCUAUCCCUCACCGUUACCUUUUUAUCACAUCACAUCGUGUCUGUGGUCAUUUAACUAGCUGUUCAGGUGUCACUUUGCUGUCAGGUUUUCUUGACCUUCCUUUAAUGGACUCUAAUGUGCAUUUCUACUAUUUAUAUUAUUGUCAGAGAGACUGAAGAGACUGUUGCCCUCCUCGUCUGAAGGAUUUUCUUGCCUUGUGGUCGUACUGAGCCUACUAUUCUUUUACACUUGAUGUGAUUAGUGAGUUUAGUCCAAGAAUUUUUAAACGCUUUAUUUUCCCAGACAAAAUCAGGAUUAUCAGUCACUCAGACCACAUAGACAGCCUGAGCUGAACAUCAUCUUUCACCAAAGUACAGAAUUACUGUACUAGACAUCAUGGAAAUCUCACUUCAGCGAACAGACAGAUAUCCUUUAACACUGACUGACUAGCUAUCUUGGCAAGCUUCGUUUAUUCAGUGUCAGAACUUCAUAUGCGAAUAUAUGCUGAAGAGCUCAGGACAUUUAACUUUACUCAUUUAGCUUACUUUAAGACAACUUAGAAUAUUUGUAGUGUAUAGUGUUUCCACAGUAACUACAAUCUUAUGUGUUUUCGUUAGGGUCCAGGGUUUCAUGCAGAACAUUGGGUAGUCAAGGUCGAGCCUUUGCAUAUGGUAAUGCUGGUGAUUCACCGUUUUUCUUGACAGAUAAUUAUCUUCUUUCCAGCAGAUGUCGCUAUUUGGCCCCAUUGCAAUGCGGUGGCAGGGGGCAUUUGUUUCCAAGGCAGUCAACCUAACUAUAACGUGCUGUGGAAAACCCUGAGAAGAAAGGAAGUACAAUAGAAGAGAAUCUCAAAUAGAUGGUAGAAUACCAAUUUGAGAAUCUCUUAUGGGUUUUUAUUGAACACCAAAAAGUGCUUCUGAUUUAGUACAAAACUAAUGAUUUCAGAUGAAGCAAUUGAGCUAAAUCAAUUUCUUGAUUUUUUUUUUUGUCGCAUACAUUGUUGAAUGUUAUUUUAAUUGAUUUUAAUGUUCCAAAUUCCAUCCAUUCCAUCCAAUAAUACAUUUUCACACCUUUAAUGCAUAACGCAUACAUCCGCCCACAGCUUGUGGUGGAAAGAGCUUUAGAUACAGGGCAUUGUGUUAGUAAUAGUAGUAGUAGUAGUAAUUGUGUGAUUGUGUGCUGUGAUGAGUGUAUCAGGAAGAUAGGGAAGUGAAAGAAUGGAAAAGGUCUGUUUGCUGUUUAGACUUCCAGGAAAAAGGAGAUUAGCAUCAGGUGCUUGUAGAAAAAGGCUCUGAAGAAAGAAAAGGGAAGUGGGUGGAGAUUACACUGCUGGUUGAUGUCAGGUAGAUGUAGGCCAUAAGCAUUUGAACAGUGGAGUCAGCUUUUUAAUGAAACCUUAAAUCUACACUGCCUGGCCAAAAAAAGGUCUCAAGCUCUAAUAGUUGGUCGGACUACCUUUUAGCUUCGGCUGUGGCAUCGUUUCUACAAGCUUCUGGAACGUCACAACUAUUCAUAACUUAUUUCUCUCCAGAGCUACAAAUAAAAUAAGUAUUGAUGAUGGGUGAUUUAGAGCACUGUGCAAAAUCUUCUCCAGCACCAAAGAUUUUCAAUGAGGUUCAUGUAGUGGUCAAGGAUGAACUCCUGCUCCCUGAACCCUGCACUCUUUCACAGUUUGAACCCCAUGAAUCCUGGCAUUGUCAUCUUGGAAUAUGGCCGUGCCAUCAGUUAAAAAAAAAUAAAAAAUCCAUGGAUGGAAUAACCUGGUCUAUAUUCAGUAUAUUCAGGUAGUCAGCUGACCUCAUUCUUUCAGCACAUACUGUUGCUGAACCUAAACCUGCAGACCAACUGCAGCAGAUAUUCCAGAUCAUAGCUCCGCCCCCACAGACUUGUACAGUAUGGUAGGCACUAGAGAUGAUUGGUGCAUCACUUCACCUCACUCUCUCUCUCUCUUUUACUUCACUUUCUACUUACCCUGAUGCUCCAACACUCUGGAACAAGAUAAAUCUGGACUCAUUAGACUUUGCUCUAUCAAUCUUUAUGCUCCCUAGUGAACCGAAGUCGUUUUCGUUCGGUUAGCUUCAAUGAUAAGUACUUUUUUUUUUUAAAGCUACAGUGCUGUUUAAGUCCCAAUCCCUUGAGUUUCCUCUACUGCAUUGUGCAUGUGGGAAAGCUCUUACUUUCACUAUUAAUCAUAUGCCUAAGUUCUAGUCUUCUUUUAAUACCAUUUGAUUUUACCAAACAUUUAAGUGAUCGCAGAUCACUAUCAUUUUAUUAAUUCCUGGAAGAUGAGGUUUCCUCAGUGUCCUUCCACUUUUUAAUAAUGUUUUGUUCUUAAUGUGCAGUUCUUAACCUGAUUUUAGUAGUUUCAGCGAUUUCCCUCAUGCCAGUAAUCUGAUCCUUCUGAAACAGAUGAGCGUCUUUUCCAUGACCAAUGGAUGCGUCUUUCCAUUUGGUUGUUUAGCAAAUGAGAAGCUACUCACUGCAUCAGGUAGAGUUGAAUAACUUGCCGCCAGCUGAAAAAUAAUGCGGUGCCCAUGCAGUAGUUAUCCAGUGGUAGGCUCUUACUUAUUUGCUUAGUAUUUUUUUUAUAUAUAUAUAUAUUAAUUUUAUGUAGCAUAUUUAAGCAUUUUUAUUAAUUCUUUUUAAGCAUUUCAAUGCCUAAUCAAAGGUCAAAUUCUCUAUAAUAAUGGGUAAUUGCAUUGUAAGUCUAUUGUCUUUAGAUCAGUGGCAUAAAUUAGCUUUAAAAUGAUGGUAAUAAUAUUAUUUAUCGCAGUCAUUUUUGGAUCGUGACCGGCCUACGUCUUUAAGCGCCUUCAGUAGGUGCCAUAAUGUUCAAUGAGCUUCAGAACAGCAUUCAAAGUUAAAAGUUGUUUUGGCUCUGAACACUAUAGCUGCUUUAGCUUUGUGUUUCAGUGUUGUUCAGUGAGUUGCGAGGCGUUUGAUUGGACCUGAGCAGUGAAGAUCAUUUUGUACACUUCAGAAUUCACAUCUUCAACAGACUGCCAGCCAGCCAGUCAGAGUUCCGCUGGAAGUCGUACAUGCUCCUGACAGUAUGCUUCACAUAUGAGGUGGUUUUACUGUUAAACUUGAGCAGUUGAGAUCCUUUUGUCUUCUCAGUGCUGUUCUCUUUCUGUCACACUUAUGUAAGUUUAUCUUCUGCUCUUCUUCUCAUCUAUCUAUAAGAGCAGUGAGACUAUAUCUGCCUGGUAGAGGAGAGGAAACUUAUGUCUUAGUACUUUGGUCAAAAGUGUGACUUCCAAUCCUAGAAGUGGUUUAUUUUGUCAAAGGUUGGCUUAAGCCCUAUCCGGACGGGAUUAGUUUCUCAGGGGGACGUCUGUGAAAAAUAUUUCACACUUCUACUCGGUGAUAAAACUCUUGCAUCCAAACUGGAAUUAAAAAAAGGGGUACCAGUGAGUUUCUUUUUUUUUUUUUUUUUGGCUUUCUCGGUCACGUGACAUCACGUUCACUAGCUCCUCCAUGUCCAGUCGCUGUUGCAUUUUACAUGGAUCUCUGCGGAAACGCACACCCAAAGUGUAAUUACGGUGCGUGGGUGGCAGUGGACAAAUAGCUGUUUUAUUAAACGCAAGGACACAAAACUCAGAGAUGUGUGUCCAGAUGGGACUAAAAUUACUGUAGGACCACGGAGUUGAGCGAAACUCGAACAGUAGAUAAAUCAGCCUGUAAUUUUCUCAGAGGACGUCUGAGAAAAACACAUGGAUGGUCGUUUCGGCCGGGAAUAAAAUCACAGAGGACCCCCCCAUAGAAGAGAAAUAAGAAAAUUACCCCAGGACCCCUCUGAGAAACUAAUCCCGUCCGGAUAGGGCUUUUUUAGCUCCUGAGAUAUUGUGAUAAAAUGUCUUUAGAUUUUUCGAAGCAACAUUAUGCAUAAUUUUAACUGAAAAUAGCAGAUUUUGAUGCAUUUUGAUACUUCACCGGCCUGUAAACGGGAGAAUAGCAUCUCUUAUCUUUGGUGCGUUGAUUUUGCUGUGCUGCUAACUGCACUGUGUAACUCUGGUGAAGCUGGCAAAUCCUGUGUUAUUGCUUUACCGCCUGCUCAGUCCAGUGCUUCUUUUUAAAUCGAUAACAGUUCUGUUUCUGGGUUCAGCUUGUCCAGAAAGGCAUGUGUGAAAAGUAUGUCCUUUAAGGGAAGCUCAAAGCACAAACUACGUUUAACUACUUUUGAAAGAUUAAAGGAAAGGACAAAUCUUGCAUAAUGUUGCUUUAAAGAUCUUUCAUCGCUGUCCAAUUAAAAAAAAUCGAUUUUUAUUUUACUAUAUAAUUUGAACAGAAAAUCUGUCCCUUACACUGAGCCAAAAUUUCUUGAUGAAUGGACCAAUAGAAAUACUUCAAAAUUACCUAAAAAAAAUUGACUUCUGUUGAAAGUUUAGAAGGUUUUUUCUCUCUCCUGUAAAGUUGCUGUAUUUUAUUGGACAGCGAUGUUUUAUUAAGUAUUAUUUGCUGAGUUAUUGUUAAUUGAGUUAUUAUUACAAAAUUCUCACAUUUUUUCCUGUAACAUUAUGGCGAAUCAUAUAUUUCAGAAAACGGAACACAAACUCUUAUCAGCCAAAAUUAAAACCGCCAGCAUCAUAUUAAGCAGGUCCAAAAGCAGGUUCCCUUUGUGCCUCCAGAAUGACUCAACCGACUCAAUGACCCACUGUAGAACAGCGAGGGUGUCCUGUGAUAUCUGGCACCGAUAGAUCAUAUAGUGACAUCCCACAUCUCCUUUAUUUUGUGUAAACUAGAAGAAUAAUAAUAAGAAGAAGAAGGCCUCCAUAAUCAGUUCCAGAGCUCUUUAAGCUCUUUAUGUUCUUCACUGUAAACACUGUGUCAUGUCUUUCUGUUGUGAAUCAGUGCUUUUCUCUCAUGAAUCUGCCUGGAUGGUGAUCUUUGAUGCUCUACAGUAGAACUGUAAAGACUCAUGAUGACCUAAUUUACUGUCAUUGACUCUACUUUGAUCCCCAUAUAUGAAAAACAGCAGCUCCAGAUGCAGAACAAACACAGCCGACAAAGACCAGAUCUCCUACACUCUUAACAGCAAGUCACCUUAAAUGUAUUUGUUUUCUACAUUGUAGAUUAAUACUCAAGUCAUCCAAGGUAUGAAGAGAAACAUAUAUGUAAUUAUUCUGCAAACAGAGGAAACUUGUGUCUUAGUACAACAAAUGUUGGCUCACUAGCUCUUGAGAUUAUGUGACAAAAUGUUUUGUUUUCAUAAUUUUAAUCUGAAAAUAUCAGCUUUUAAUGCAUUGUGAGUUCGGUGUGCUACUAACUGCACUAUAUAAUUAUUCUGCAAACAAAAAACAAAAAAAGGUGUUAUAUUUUAGAUUCUUCAAAGUAGCACCCUUUUGCUUAGAUAGAGAUAGAGUUUUGCACAUCUUGGCUAGAUUUUCUCGUCAGCUUUAUGAGGUAGAGUCACCUGGAAUUCAGGCUUUCAGUUAACAGCUGUGCUAAACUUGUCAAGUGUUAUGUACUUAAAUUACUUGCCUCUUAAUAAGUUGUUUCGAUUAAUGGUCUGUAAUGUUUGUUUAAAUUAUGUGUUAAGAGAAGAUAAAAUGACAAUGUAAACAAGUAGAACAUUUAUUUAAAACUAUAUAAUAAUUUUAGGUUCCUUACUGUAUAAACUCUUUACAACUUUUGAUAUUAAAUUUUUUAUGUAAAUUUAGCAUUGACAGAACGGGUUGAAUCACGCUCUACUCCUGCUCAAUGUUAGCAGACUCCAUUCAGAUAAAUGGAGCUGACUAACUAACUAGCUUGCUGUAUGGUGGCCUAGACGGCCUUCUUCUACGGUGGCCAAGUAGAUGUGAAAUGCGGUAUGCAGUACUGUUGGGAGUAGGAGCAGAAAAAAUAAAACUUAAAUGCAUUUUUAAAUCAGUUUCAGUUAUUUUGAAUAGAUUCAGAUUCGCCAGGACUAGGAAUCACCAUUUUUUAAAGAAUCGUGUUUUUUUUU